This is a messenger RNA of Candida tropicalis MYA-3404, 1641 nucleotides long. RefSeq names its product Bmt3p (gene BMT3). NCBI's taxonomy places the organism in Eukaryota, Fungi, Ascomycota, Pichiomycetes, Serinales, Debaryomycetaceae. Gene Ontology annotation, molecular function: mannosyltransferase activity. Bases 1 to 1641 code for a protein of 546 amino acids. The transcript has a single exon. The record is from RefSeq and is a predicted model, not a curated record.
AUGUAUGAUUCAAAUGUUUUGUAUUUCCUGUUUGGAUUGAUCCUAAUUAUUCCCUUUUCCAUAGUCAUGGCCAAAAAAUUACCUAUCAAUGGAAACAAGAAGGCCAAUAAAAGCAACGUCUUCAUUUGGACAUUACUUUCUUUAGUAAUUUUCAAUAUUGUUUAUUUCCUUGCAAGUUCUAUUAAUGAUAAUAACAAACUUAAUUACGAUGAUAACAAUGACUUUGUUCCAGUAGGGGAACAUAUCCAUAAUAUGGAAUAUAACCCAAUGAAUAUAGCUGGAUUUGUGUUUUCAAGUAAGGAAUCAACCCCUGAUUUGGCUUGUGAUAAGAUUUUACACGAUGAUCAAUCAAUUAUUGAGGUUACUCCACCUAUAGAUUUAAACAAGCCAACUGAUUUGAAAACAUUUAGAGAUCAAUUAAAAUCACGUAGUUCUGAAAACAACGUCUAUGAAUUGUUUUUCCAAGAUAAAGAAGAUGAACUGGAAGAAUCAAUUUUAAAAGAUAAAUGGUAUAAAUUUUGUGGAUCAGCAAUAUGGUUAGAGAAAUAUGGAGUGUAUUUCAUGGUUAAUAGAAUCGCUUACUCCUUCGAUAAACGCCGUAAUCAUCCAACAAUUUCCGUCUUGGCUGGUCAAGUAUUUGAUAAAAAUUGGGAUGAAAUAUAUGGUAUGCAGUUUCCAUUCUCAAAUCUUACAUUCCCUACUGUCUUACCUCAUUAUAUUGAUGUUGGAACUCAAAAGAAGAAGGACAUCUUGGGUUCUGAGGAUCCUAGAAUCAUCAUGCAUAGGUAUACCAAUAUCGAUGGGGUAGAAAUUCAAGAACCCUUGAUUGUGUUUAAUGCAUUAAGCCAAGAAGUUAAUUGGAAAAGAGCAAUGCAUAUCUAUCGUCCGUUAUACGAUGCCAAUGCAACUAUUAGAUUAGACAUUGAAGGUCUUGAACCUAGAAACAAAGAGAAAAACUGGAUGCCAUUUGAUACCACCGAAGAUCAUAUCCAUUUUAUUUACAGUUUCCCAUUAAGAGUCAUCAGAUGUGAAUUGGCAACAGGAAAAUGCCAUAAAAUAAGUGGGCCUGAUUUUAAUGAUAAAUCUAAUGCUGGUAUAUUACGAGGAGGUACUAAUUUAAUCGAAAUUCCUACUAAAUACGUUCCAGAAGAAUUGAAAUCGAGAAAAUUCUGGUUAGGUAUUGGUAGAUCACAUAUCAAGAAUUGUGGCUGUGUUAACGAGUUAUAUCGUCCGCAUGCAAUUAUAAUAUCUCGUGAGAAUGAAGAUGGUGAUGGCCAGUAUAGUUUGAAUUAUGUUUCUGAUUUAUUUGAUUUUAAUAUUAAUCCUGAACCAUGGACUAGUGGUAAGACUACAUGUUCAGAUGGGAAGCUGGUCUUGAUACCAAAUAGUGUUGCAUAUUUUAAUGAUGAUCAUCUUGGAGUAACUGUUAGUGAAGCUGACAGAACAAAUAAAUUAGUCCACACAAGGGGGUGGCUGAGUUAUAUCCAAAAGAUAUUAAAUGAAUUAAAAUUCACUUUAAAUGAUGAAAAUAGAGAUUUCAUUGUUGAUGGAAACAGAUUAAGUGAAUGUUCUACUUUCUUCUCCGGUAAAUAUUGUGACGCAUCCAAAAAUUCAAUGGGAUGGGAUAGAAAACUGGUUUAA